ACUAUUAUAUUUCGCCCAUUUCUACGGUGAAUCAAAUAUUUAUUGCGCAAACACUACUCGCAUAGUCAACGGGCUCGCUACUAUGACAUCAUGCCGUAUUGGACCAGGCGAUGGUUAGAGCCGUUUCUAGUUUUGCCCCUUGUCCGUUCCGGCAGUUCGUUGGCUUCCUGAGGCGACUGUGAUCAGAGAAUUCGUCCAGUCUACAAGUGAAUAGGCAGCGAAGUCGUGCGGUGGCUUCGGGUGUACGCUUGGCGGCGAUAGUGGAUUUGUUGCGUUCAGCUUCGUGAAUUCGUGGCUUAGUUCCGGUUGUCCGGUGCGACCUGACCCUCCGAGCGUGCUUCGGUUCGCGCGUAGCUUAUUGAUUUGCUUUAAUAUUUUCGAGCGUGAAAUUGCUGUAAGCAAAAGUCGGUUCGAUGCCAUACAUCCUGAUCCGGGGCAAUUUAGCUUCGUACAGCCACAAGUACCCGUGGCGUGUCCUUGUGUCCGGACUGAAAGCUGACGAUAUCGAGCAGCUCAGUCGUUUCCCAUGCGGUGGAUACAGUGACGAAUCUACACUAGUCUACCUAGUACACCCAUGUGUUAUCUUAACUGCAUUAGAGGUUCUUGACUAUCGUGUUGUCGCUUCAUCAUCGACAGCAGUAAAGCAAGACUACAAUGAGUAUAUGUGGACUAUGCGAAAAGAAUUCAUUGAACCAGACCCCAUUGUGAAUGAUUCAGUUUCUACGGUUGUGCGUGAGAAUAUUUCGAAUUUGGGCCGUGAAUUAGGGAAUUAUCAUAAAGUUGAUUCGCCUGAAUAAUCGUUGAACGUCGUUUUUCAUUCAGUGAGAGUAAUAUU
Messenger RNA from Hermetia illucens (black soldier fly), 835 nucleotides. RefSeq lists its product as uncharacterized. The transcript is spliced from 4 exons. The record is from RefSeq and is a predicted model, not a curated record. Lineage: Eukaryota; Metazoa; Arthropoda; Insecta; Diptera; Stratiomyidae. Gene Ontology annotation, biological process: negative regulation of biosynthetic process. The coding region runs from base 414 to 797 and encodes 127 amino acids.